AAUAUCUUUAUUUUUUCCCCUCUUCUUCUUCUUUUAUUAUCGUUUUAUAUACUAUGUCUUAUCAAUUGAAAAUACAUGUUGAAAACAACACACUUAUUUUGAGAGGAAGUCCUGAAGAAUCAGUAGGAUGUGUCUUACGGGGUUGCGUUAUUCUGCGUAUAAAGGAGAGUAUAAAAGUCAAAUCAAUUACUUUGAGCUUUACGGGGAAAUUGAAGUUGCAAUGGAAUGAACGUAAUCACCAGCAUAAAAAAGAAACAACUGUUUUAGAACAUCAUUGGAGUUUUUUAUCGAAUCAACAUAAAAAGUUACAUUUAUUAACACCAAACAAUGUAUAUAAAUAUCCUUUUGAAUAUAUUCUUCCCGGGAAUUUAGGAGAAUCCAUUGAUCCUAAUUCUUACGGCUCGUUGUUGUACAAGUUAAAAGCCGUCGUUGAUCGGCCCGCAUUUUCACCCAAUUUAGUAGACCGACAGCUGAUUCGAAUUGUUAGAGAGUUGUUACCACCUUAUGAUUAUCACAGAGGUGGCUCAUUACAGAUAUCGAAUGAAUGGCCGAAUAAAAUUGAUUAUCGAAUCAGUAUACCAAAGAAAGCUUUUAGUCGAGGAGAGCAAAUUCCUAUUCAUUUCUUAAUUUCACCCAAACAAAACUCAGAUGAGCAAUUACGAGUACGUUAUUUAUCUUGCUUUUUUAAAGAAUAUACUACAAUCAGCAAUCGUACAGAAUCACGUAUAAUUCGUUUCUUUCGUGAUGAAGCCUUUCCAUCAGAAGGGUUACACUGGGAAAAAACAGAGACAAUAAUGGUACCUUUUUCAUUUGAUUCGAUACAAUGUGAUACAAUAUACAAUCCAUACUUUAAAAUAGAACAUAAACUAAAAUUCACAAUGUCUCUUAUUAAUAAGCAAGGCCUAAUUAUUGAAUUAAGAGCUUCAUUACCCAUUGAAAUCAUAAAUCAAAAGCCUCAAGAAGAUGAUAAUAUAAAUGAACUACCGACUUAUGAAAACGCAUGGCGCUCUCUUCCUUAUUCUGGUUUACCUUAUCUUGUUGACUCUCCUAAUCCUGCACUCUGUUCACCCAUUGAAGAGGAGUCCUAUCCUAUAACGCCUCCACUUAAUUGUAAUCCUUUUACAAAUGAUGACUACUUUGGAUAUCAGCCGUGCAGUGGCAAUUUACCUUCUUAUCAUUCUCUUAUUGUUUCUUGUCAUGAUAAUGAAUUACCAGCUUAUGAAAUAUAAAUAUAU
Molecule: messenger RNA, 1235 nt
Organism: Cokeromyces recurvatus
Lineage: Eukaryota; Fungi; Mucoromycota; Mucoromycetes; Mucorales; Mucoraceae
Exons: 2
Coding region: 54-1229 (391 amino acids)
Biological process (GO): ubiquitin-dependent endocytosis
Cellular component (GO): cytosol; cytoplasm; plasma membrane
Molecular function (GO): protein-macromolecule adaptor activity; ubiquitin protein ligase binding
Source: RefSeq, a predicted model, not a curated record